Scatophagus argus is the source of this 1337-nucleotide messenger RNA. RefSeq names its product cellular repressor of E1A-stimulated genes 1 (gene creg1). Bases 89 to 703 code for a protein of 204 amino acids. The transcript is spliced from 4 exons. The record is from RefSeq and is a predicted model, not a curated record. NCBI's taxonomy places the organism in Eukaryota, Metazoa, Chordata, Actinopteri, Scatophagidae.
ACGCCACACCGGAUACUCGUCUGUUGUUUAUAUUGUCGCCCAGCUGCGGUCUUCGUUAUCGCCUGACCUCCGAGCAGCGGACCCGACCAUGAGCGCUGUUCUGCGGGCUGCGUGUGUGCUCCUCCUCGGCCUCCUCUGUCUCUCCCUCCCGCCGGCCUCCUGCCGGACUCCGAUUCCUCCUCACGACCAGGUGGCCCGCGUGGCCCGCUUCGUCGCCCACCAGUGCGACUGGGCCUCCAUGGCCACCAUCUCCACCCACCAGCCGGUGGUGGGGCAGCCGUUCUCCAACGCCUUCUCAGUGAGCGACGGGCCGGAGGGCUCCGGCUCCGGAGUGCCCUACAUGUACCUGACCCGCAUGGAGAUCUCAGUGCAGGACCUGGAGGUGAGUCCUCAGGCGUCUCUGUCCAUGUCUCUGGCCCAGACGGACUACUGCAGGCAGCAGGGCUUCGACCCCCAGAGUCCUCUGUGCGCGCACAUCAUCCUGUCCGGAUCUGUGAUGGAGGUGAACGGGACCGAGGCAGACUUUGCUAAGAAAGCUCUGUUCAGCCGCCACCCGGAGAUGAUGGACUGGCCAUCAGAUCACAACUGGUUCUUCGCCAAGUUCAACAUCACACAGGUGUGGGUGUUGGAUUAUUUUGGCGGGGUGAAGACCGUCACUCCGGAGGAGUACUUCCAGGCGACGCCGCACAGGAAGCACCACUGACGGUCAGAGCUGCUGGUUCUUGUAGUCCUUUUUGUUCUCUUUGUGUUUCUGCAGCGCUUGGACUACAAGUCCACCAUAAAACUACAACACGAGCGACUCUCGGCAUUUCGCGUGUGAAAUCUAAAAAUGAGAAAAGCAUUUAAAAAAAAUGACAAAAAGUCAAAAUUAUGAGUAAAACAGAUUUUUGAAAUUUUAAAAUUACAAAAUAAUUGACAUUUAAAAUCCAAGCGGAGGGAUAGUGAGUCAAAAAGUACAAAAUUUACACUCAAAAUUCAUACUCUUUAAAUAAAUUUAGGAAAGGAAAAAUUUUGUAAUUUAAUUUUGUAGUUAAACAGCAAUGGAAUCCAAACUAACGUUCCUGGCUCAUAAUUUUGACUGUUUGAUUUUAUUUUUCUGUGAUUAUUUUCUUUUAAUGAUAAUCUUCAUAAUAAUCAAUAGUGCCUUGUCAAUCGAGUUUUCUGACUCAGUUCAGUCAGUGAAUCUGAACGUCUUUUUAGGUGUCGUUUCGACUUUGACCGCCGGGGGGCGCAGCUGAGUUCAGAAUCAAACACAGUUUAGUAAUAGUUUACGUUUUUAACUUGUCUCCUUCAUGUACUUUAAAGGUUUAUUAAAGUCACCACAACUGAAAGUAUGA